Molecule: messenger RNA, 946 nt
Organism: Prorocentrum cordatum
Lineage: Eukaryota; Dinophyceae; Prorocentrales; Prorocentraceae
Source: the annotation of a GenBank genome assembly
GAAUGCGUGUGCAGUUCUCCCUUCCUCCGACGUCGACUACGUCCGCGACGGGGGCACCGACGGCAUCAACGAGGCGGGGCUCGGCGCACACCUGCUCUACCUGGAGGCCACGCAGUACGCCUCCGCGGGCGCGGCCGGCGGGCGCGCUGGGGCCGUGGCGGCCAUGCGGGCGGUGUGGGUGGCGGGCGCCAAGGUCGAGGUCUCGCCCGGGGCGCCGGGCAUUGCCCUCGGGAGCCACGUCGCCGUUGAGGACGCGUCCGGGGACUCUGCCGUGUUCGAGUUCGAGGGCGGAGAGGUCAGGGUGUACUGGGGGAGGUUCGUGCGCGCGGCUUACUUCCUCCACUACCUGCCGAGAUCGACCGACGGCGACACGAUGGUGGCGGAGGUCCGCAGCGUCAUCCAGACAGCCGCCGCGCCUCUGGGCGCGCCCGCUGACGACGACCCCGAGCUCGGCGUGUAUCCGACGUGGUGGACCAGCGUGACAAAUUACAGGGACCGCCUGUACUACUGGGGCUGGGGCCUGAACCCAAACUUCAUAUGGGUCGACCUGAUGAAGCUGCAGUCCGCGGGCGCGUUCGAGGAGUCGAGCCCAACCCGUCUUUUGGACCCGCUCGACCCCUCGCUCGUCGGCGAGGUGUCAGACCUCUUCCGGCCCGUCGCAGGCCCCCCGCAGCUGCGCGCAUCGAAGAGCGGGCAGCAGCACAGCCCGACACUCUUCGGGCUCCGCGCGGGUCCUUCUGGGUCGGCGACGUGCCCCCCCCCUGGCCUGCGCCUCGGCACCGCCCCCGGGCGCGCUCUGCACGCCAGGGAUGACGAGCCAACGACACGCACCCCUACCCAUCAGGGGGAUCGGAGAGGGCUAUGGGGUGCGUGCUGUCGGAGGGGGGUCCCCGCUCGAACGGGAGCGUUUUCCCCAGGGUCCGACGACCCGCACCCAUGCCCAUAG